This is a messenger RNA of Cucurbita pepo subsp. pepo (vegetable marrow), 639 nucleotides long. The record is from RefSeq and is a predicted model, not a curated record. NCBI's taxonomy places the organism in Eukaryota, Viridiplantae, Streptophyta, Magnoliopsida, Cucurbitales, Cucurbitaceae.
CUUACAAUAAACGAUUUCAUCUACGCCCACCAAUUAUAAUUUAUUCACGAUUGACUUUUUAUCAGCUGGAUUGAUUAAAGCACCAUUCAGUAUUGGUGGCUCCGAUAAAAUCUUUUAACUGUUUAUGAUAAACUUUAUGGACUUUCUCAAUUUCAUCUAUUGUCGUCUAACCUUUGCUCUGCUUUGUUCUGAGAUCAGGUUAUUUUUCUUGAGCCAUCUGUAGCCCGUGCUGCUUUUAAAGGUUUAGCAUACAAGCGUUACAAGGACGCUCCGUUAUAUUUGGAAUGGGCUCCUGACAAUAUUCUUAGUCAAAAUCCAAUGGAUGGCAAUGUGAAGGACGAGAAAGUUGGUGAAGGUGAUGCUAGGAGGGUGAUUUUGGAGCAGGCAGUGGAUGGAAUAUCAGAUGUUGAUUUUGACCCUGACAGGGUUGAGUCACGAUCUCUUUUCGUCAAGAACCUCAAUUUUAAAACGUCUGACGAAAGUUUGAGAAAGCAUUUUAGUGAACACAUGAAAGGGGGAAGAAUAUUGAGCGCCAAGGUAAAGAAGCAUAUAAAAAAAGGACAGCAUGUUUCAAUGGGUUUUGGAUUUUUGGAAUUUGAUUCAGUGGAGACUGCCACAAGUGUCUGCAGUAAUUGGCAG